Molecule: messenger RNA, 906 nt
Organism: Trichosurus vulpecula (common brushtail)
Lineage: Eukaryota; Metazoa; Chordata; Mammalia; Diprotodontia; Phalangeridae
Gene: LSM2
Product: LSM2 homolog, U6 small nuclear RNA and mRNA degradation associated
Exons: 5
Coding region: 244-531 (95 amino acids)
Biological process (GO): mRNA splicing, via spliceosome
Cellular component (GO): Lsm1-7-Pat1 complex; P-body; catalytic step 2 spliceosome
Molecular function (GO): RNA binding
Source: RefSeq, a predicted model, not a curated record
UGCUGGCCGCGGCUCCGGGAGCUCAGUCCGGCGCCUCUCCCUUACCGGCUCGCGCCUUCUCGCGCCUUCCGCUCCCCGCCGCGCGUGCGCACUCGCCUUCACCCCUCACCCCUCACCCCGCGCCCGCGAGCCUUGGGCUCGGACUCGGGUGGCAGCGAUCGGCUCACGCGGCCCACACCGCCCCGCAACCCCGGCCAGGCCGCCCCGCCUCCUCUCCCGGACCCGAGCCGCGGCGCGAGGACCAUGCUCUUCUAUUCCUUCUUCAAGUCGCUUGUGGGAAAGGAUGUGGUCGUGGAACUCAAGAAUGACCUGAGCAUAUGCGGGACCCUGCACUCUGUGGACCAGUAUCUCAAUAUCAAACUAACAGAUAUUAGUGUUACAGACCCAGAAAAAUAUCCUCAUAUGCUCUCUGUGAAGAACUGUUUUAUCCGGGGCUCUGUAGUCAGAUAUGUGCAGCUGCCAGCCGAUGAGGUUGACACCCAGCUACUACAGGAUGCGGCUCGGAAGGAGGCUAUGCAGCAGAAGCAGUAGUGACUGUCACAACUGCUUGUGUGACAUUUACACCAUUUACACCCCCACCCCAGUCCCUGAGCUCAGGAUCCUUUUUUUAAAGUGACAGUGUUAUUUUUUUUUUUGGAGGGGCAGGGGGAAUAACAGAAUGAUUGCUAAAAGUGCAGGGGAGAAGUUAUUCCCUGUAAUGACAGGAAGGAUGGGGAGGGGAGAGAGGGGAGGGUGUUGCACAAAGCAUUCAUCGUAUCUUCCCAAACUCCUCGUUUCUUUCUCCUUGCUGAAAAGGUGAAAAGUGGGUGGAGGGUAAUGGGACUGUCUCCCUGGAAUAGAAAUGUAUCUCAAAAUGGGGAGAAAAAAGAACCUGUCCCGCAUCGGGAAUAAAGUUUGAGCCUUGGA